Messenger RNA from Meloidogyne enterolobii, 422 nucleotides. NCBI's taxonomy places the organism in Eukaryota, Metazoa, Nematoda, Chromadorea, Rhabditida, Meloidogynidae. The record is from the annotation of a GenBank genome assembly.
UAAAUUUUUAAAUAAAAAUUAAUGAAGAGCAAUAGUGCAAAAUUUAAGGAAAAAUUUAAAUGAUUUAAAAAAAUGUGCGGAAGUACAAAUGUAAAGGGAAGAUAAUGAGACCUUGACACUAUAAAAAAAUUUUCGAUACAAACGACCUUGAAAUAUCUACCGAUUAUUACAGUACGCAAAUUUAAAGGCCAAUUUUAAAUUAAAAAUUUUAUUGUGGGAAUGAACUAUUUAAAAUGGUCAUUUCAGUCUGGGUUGAAAUGGAAAAUUUAAGUCUGGGACCGAACUAUUUAAAAUGGGCAAAUAAGUCUGUAGUUGAACUAUUUAGGAAACUAUUUAGGAUUGAUAAAUUCAGUCUGGGGCUGAAGAGGAAAUUUCAGUCUGUAACUGAACUAUUUAGGACAGGGAAUUUCAGUCUGGACUAA